GUAGAAAGACACAAAGGACCUUUUUCUUCUAUCAUCUCUCUUCAAUUUCCUCCUCUCUCCAAACGAUCUGGAUUCCUACGAUGGAACACCCAACUCUCAGACCCUUCUUUUUUCUUCUUUUUAUCUAUUCUUAUUUUGGAUCUCUUCCAUUUUAUCAUCUCAUUUCUUUCAUUAUAUUUGGUGGGUUUUCUGUGGCAUAGCAAAAAUUAA
Molecule: messenger RNA, 210 nt
Organism: Cryphonectria parasitica EP155
Lineage: Eukaryota; Fungi; Ascomycota; Sordariomycetes; Diaporthales; Cryphonectriaceae
Exons: 1
Source: RefSeq, a predicted model, not a curated record